AUGGGCGCCGUGCGAAGGGAUCAAGUACGAGACCUGUGGUACCAUGGUUUUGAUGCCUACAUGAACAAUGCGUUUCCAUUUGACGAGCUGCAACCAUUGACCUGCCAUGGUCGAGGGCCCGAUUGGCACGACCCUACCAACAUCGCCAUUAAUGACGUGAACGGAAAUUUCAGUGUCACACUGAUAGACUCUCUUUCCGCUCUUGUUGUGCUGGGCGACCGCGCUAGAUUCUCCGAGAGCGUGCACAACGUACUCCAAUACGUGCCGACGUUCGACAUAGACGCGCGACCGCAAGUGUUUGAGACGACAAUUCGCGUUCUUGGCGGUCUUCUAUCCGCGCAUAUCUUCGCUAUCAGUGAGGAUUAUGGUAUGCGCGUGGACUUGUACAAAGGGGAGCUGUUGGAGCUAGCGGAGGAUUUGGGGAAGAGGCUGUUGCAAGCGUUCAAUACGCCGACCGGAAUGCCGUAUGCUAGGGUCAAUCUGCGCCACGGUGUACCGGCCGGUGAGACGUCCGAGUCGUGCAGCGCUGGCGUCGCUUCCUUGGUCCUAGAGUUUGCAACGUUGAGUCGAUUAACGGACAAGCCGAUUUAUGAGAAGGUGGCUCGCAGAGCGUUCUAUUCUAUUUGGAACAGGCGUUCUGACCUGAACCUUGUUGGAAACUCGAUCAAUGUUAUUAGCGGAGUGUGGGUGUCACCACUGAUGAGCGGUAUUGGAGCCGGCAUUGAUUCUUUCUAUGAGUACGCGUUGAAGUCGUACAUACUUCUGGGAGAGCCGGACUUUCUCGACGUGUGGCAUGAGAGCUACGCCGCGGUGAUGAAGCAUAUUCGGGGAAGAGAGGGAUUUUGGUUUCGUAAUACUUGGAUGGAUUCUGGACUUCUUGCAUCUGUAUAUGUUGACUCACUCUCUGCAUUCUGGCCUGGUCUUCAAGUCCUGGGCGGUGACAUUCAAAACGCAAUCAAAUCGCAUCUAGUUUAUUGGAAUCUUUGGAGGAGAUAUUCUGCAAUGCCAGAACGGUUCAACAUUAUCAACAAGGAAAUAGAAAUUAAAGGCUACCCGCUGCGGCCAGAGUUCGUGGAAUCGACCUACUUCUUAUAUCGUGCAACAAAAGACCCCUUCUACCUGGACGUGGGUGCGAGGGUCUUGAGCGACCUGCAGCGUCGAACCUCCGUCAAAUGUGGAAUAGCCUGUCUUCAGAAUGUCGAGACGGGCCAGUUAUCAGACCGGAUGGAAUCAUUUGUAUUAUCUGAAACACUCAAGUAUCUAUACCUGCUAUUCGACGAAAGCCAUCCGUUUCAUGUCAAGAACACGCCUUUUGUGUUCACCACAGAGGGCCAUCCCCUCAUCCUCCCCGAACAAAAGGUGCGAUCCCCAGCAGGAAGGCGCCAUCAACGGCAAGCGGAGAAGCUCUCCUGCCCUGUCUAUCUCCCCCCGCUGGUCGGUAUAAGAGAAGACGACCACUGGAGUCCGGGCAUUGUGGGCAGCGUGCGGGACAGGGUGGACGUCGAGAUCGCACGACAUCUUGUCGGUGGCCCGGAGACAGGGCAGGAAUGGUGGGACGCAGAAGGAUGGUGCGAGCUCACCCAAGUCGAGGAAUACGCUUUCGACUUUAUCCUCUCUACGGAUGGGAAGCCUUACCCUGAGGACAUGUCCCCUGGGCCUAAGAAACUCAAGAAGGUCAAAGACGGGUUCAUCAUUAACGACCUGACGGGUAUCCGGGCGCAUAUUGUGCGCCGGCUAGAUGACAGGGGAUACGAUAUGACGAAGCUCGGGCCGCAUCGCGUGCUAACAGGCCAAAAAGUAUACAUAAACGACUCGCGUAUCCUGCGCAACCCCGCGCCAGUACCGGCAGACACGGCCAAGCUCUCCCUCAUCUGGCAUCCCGCGGACCCCGAACUCUCCAGGGCGCAAUGGACAGCAGACGGGUGGACAGCGUCCUUCGGUCCUUUGCCUGUCCGCUUCCCAGAGCCGGCGAGGCUCGUCAUCCCCGCUUCUCCCCCGUCAGGGUUCGGCUGUGUCCCUUUACCUGAAAUCGCCGACCCCGUCCCGCCGCUAAUAUGGCUCGUCCAGCGGGGAGAGUGUAACUUCCUCGACAAGCUCUCUUCGGCAAAAGCGAGCGGCGCGCGGGGCGUAAUCGUCCUGAGCAGCGAAGUCGAGCGUAUCACGCCCAGUCUGGGGCAAGGGGAAGCCUGGGAAUGGCAAGAGGGGGAUACGUGGCUCAUCAUACUCGGCCGGAGCGCGAGCGCGGGGAUCUUGGAACGGCUGGCAAAGUCUGGCCAAGGGGGGCAGAUGUGGGUGAACGUUGAUGUUGAGAGCCGGGAAGAGGGUGCAGGGGAGGGGAAGUACCUGUUCGUGGAUGGGAAACCGCUGGUUAAUACGGUGCUUAUGGACUAG
Molecule: messenger RNA, 2391 nt
Organism: Dacryopinax primogenitus
Lineage: Eukaryota; Fungi; Basidiomycota; Dacrymycetes; Dacrymycetales; Dacrymycetaceae
Exons: 10
Coding region: 1-2391 (796 amino acids)
Biological process (GO): mannose trimming involved in glycoprotein ERAD pathway; endoplasmic reticulum mannose trimming; carbohydrate metabolic process
Cellular component (GO): membrane; endoplasmic reticulum
Molecular function (GO): mannosyl-oligosaccharide 1,2-alpha-mannosidase activity; calcium ion binding
Source: RefSeq, a predicted model, not a curated record